Ornithorhynchus anatinus (platypus) is the source of this 1560-nucleotide messenger RNA. It is a transcript of the gene GJA9, whose product is annotated as gap junction protein alpha 9. Gene Ontology annotation, biological process: cell communication. Gene Ontology annotation, cellular component: connexin complex. The transcript has a single exon. The record is from RefSeq and is a predicted model, not a curated record. Lineage: Eukaryota; Metazoa; Chordata; Mammalia; Monotremata; Ornithorhynchidae. Bases 1 to 1560 code for a protein of 519 amino acids.
AUGGGGGACUGGAAUUUCCUGGGAGGCAUUCUGGAGGAGGUCCACAUCCACUCCACCAUCAUCGGAAAGAUCUGGCUCACCAUCCUCUUCAUCUUCCGGAUGCUCGUCCUUGGAGUGGCAGCUGAAGACGUCUGGAACGACGAGCAGUCCGGGUUCGUCUGCAACACCGAGCAACCGGGCUGUAGAAAUGUCUGCUACGAUCGGGCCUUUCCCAUCUCCCUCAUCAGAUACUGGGUCCUGCAAGUCAUAUUUGUGUCUUCCCCAUCUCUGGUGUACAUGGGCCAUGCUUUGUACAGACUGAGGGCCCUGGAGAAGGACAGGCAAAGGAAGAAAGCUCAACUCAAAGGGGAACUGGAGGCCACUGAGUUUGAAAUGGUCGAGGAUCGGAGAAAGCUGGAGCGAGAACUCCGUCAGCUCGAGCAAAGGAAACUCAAUAAAGCACCACUGAGAGGGGCCUUGCUUUGUACCUACGUGAUACACAUUUUAACUCGGUCUGCAGUUGAAAUUGGAUUCAUGAUUGGCCAGUAUCUUCUCUAUGGAUUUCGGCUCGAUCCUCUCUUUAAGUGUCAUAGAGAUCCAUGUCCAAAUACAGUCGACUGCUUUGUAUCGAGGCCGACAGAGAAGACGGUCUUCCUGUUAUUUAUGCAAUCCAUAGCGGCUGCCUCUCUUCUUUUAAAUGUUCUAGAAAUUGUCCAUCUCGGUUUAAAAAGAAUCAAAAAGGGAUUUGAGAGACCCAAAUAUAAAUAUAAAAUGAAUGAUGAAUGUGAGGACUCUGAUUUGAGCGAGGCAAAAAGAAUUUCUGCAGCACAACCACCUUGUCUGGGCACGGCUACCAAUCCACCCAAGACGCUCCCUUCUGCGCCUAUUGGCUACACCGUGUUAGGGGAAAAACAAAUGAAUCCCACAGUGUACCCCGGCUUCAGUUCACCUUCAGUACUGCAGGCCCUUCAGGAAACUGGCAAGAAAAGUCCGGCUAGUGACGAGAGAAAUAAACCGUCUGACGAGACGUGCCUGAGUAGCAUCGUGGAGGGUUAUCCUGCGAACGCCAACUUGAGUCACAGCGAAGGGAUAAUCAGCGUGGUGAGGGCAGAGAUCGGUGGCACUCACAAGCAAGAGAACACCACCACCGGCCACCAGGCUAAUUUCGAAGCUGCCGUCCAUCUGGGCUAUCGGCCGGAGAUGCCAUUGGGGGCUGCCCUAUACCCUUCACUGCAACCCGAAAUGACUUUCUCCCCGCCAACCGAUUGCACCCGCACAGCACGGAGCCUAAGCGACCCCUGGAACGGUUCGACGGGGGGUCUUCAGAGCAGAGGGUCACCUCCCAGAGGUAACCUCAGGAGACAGAGCCGAGGGAGCACCGGCAGACCCCGAGCCCUCUCCCGGGCGGACUCCCGACCACCCAGUAGGUCAAACAGCUCAGACUCUCCGGGGGAGAUGAGCUCGGGAUCCAAACCCAGCAAAAGCUGUGACAGUCCUAGGGUUUUCCCACUUUCUCGGCGAAUCUCUCUGGCGACUUGCAGCGUUAGCAGCAGGCGGGCCCCGACCGACCUUCAGAUCUGA